AUGAAUGUCGAUGCAUCAAAUCAACCGCUAUCACCAGCUCAGCCGAUGAUCAUAGAUCAACCAUUACAACAGGCAAAUCCAGGAAAAAAACGCAAAAAAUAUCAUGGUAUUAAAAAAUUACAACGUUUCAGUCGGAGACGACGUGAUCGCGGCAUUAGUGACGAAGCAAUAAAGAAAAUGAUUAAGUCAGGGAAAUUUGUGAAGAAAAAGAAAAAAUCAAAACAAUCGAAAAACGUUACUACUACAACGAAUGCUCCUCCAACAGAAGUUCCGGUCACAUCAGAACCGAAACCAAAAAAACAAGAAAUUCACAAUAAACAGGAAAAAUCUACUACAUUUGCAAAGAAACGUAAACGAGAUAUUUCUUCAUUUGAACUUCAUUAUCAUUUGGUUCCAUCGACAAGUAAUGUAAGUCUUCGUCCAGCAGCACGCAAAAAAAUGAAAAGAACCAUUUUCAUCCAAUCAAUCCCAUCCGAUAGUAUCAGUGUGAAUAUGAAUUAUCCAUUACCGGCUUAUUUAUCUCAUUUACCACAUUUAAUCUUUCAAACCUUACGACAAGAAUUUAAUUGUGUAAUAAAUAAAAAAGAUGAACGAAUAUUUCUUCAUGUGCGCUUACAAUUAUUAGAUCGUCGAUAUCGUCUAAAACUUGAUCAAGGUUUAUGGCAAUCUUACUUAGAUAUUGGUCACGAAGAAAAAUUAUGGCCCCGUUCAUUAUAUGAAAUGGUCAAAACCAAUCAAGCAGAUCUAUGUGAAAAUUAUAUUAUGACACAAUUAGCUAUUACCGAUGAUCAAUUAGAGCAAUGCGAUAUGGAAUUGGAUAAACAAACGAAACCACCGAUAUCAACUCUAUUACCACCAUUAGAUAUUAUGGAUACAAGUUUAAAAAAUUAUGUCUCCUUACAACAAAACUAUUUAGUCGAACGUAUACAACAUAAAAUAAUGAAAUUUAAGGAUGAACUUCGUCAUGAAAAAUUGUAUCGAGAUUUGUUUUCUUACAAUCUCAGUACUGUUCAACGACAAAUGCUUGAACAGAUCAUUCAUGUACGAAUGACACAAUUGCAAGUUUACGAAGAAUUUAUGAUGCUUGAACAACGUAUUUUACAUCAGUUUCUACCACCGAAUUUUGAUCAAUUUGAAAAGAUUACAGCACCGGAUUUUUAUUGGCCACCAAUUACUGAUCAGACACUAGUCAAUAUACGAACAAAACAUCGUACAAUCUUAAAACGAGAAAAACGUAAUUUACUAAAUCUGUUUUAUGCUGCCUAUGAAUAUAAAGUCAAUGAAUAUCAAGUACAGUAUAAAGAAAAUUUAAAUCAAUUAGAAUUACAAAAAUUUUCUACUGAAAUUCAAAUCAAUGGCAUAUCUUUAAUCAACUAUUUCAAAGCUUAUAUGUUACAUCAUACUCAAACAGCUAUUGAUAAUAUAUUUCAUAAAUUAAGUCACUUUCGACAGAUCAUUGCUCAACGUUAUCAACAAUCAUCAGCUACCAAGACAAUGGUCGGCGUAUCACCUGAAGUGAUUGUUGAUGUUCUUUAUUGUCCUUAUAAACCCGAAGAAUUAUCUCACUUAUCCUUAGGUCCAAAUUAUGCUCGACCUAAUCCAAGUGCUCUUCGUAAGUUGAAACAUCGCGAAACACAAAUAGACCAUCAUCUGAAAGAUAUCACUACGAAAGUUAAAAAUCAAUUAACGAACUACUGUCGUAGAGAACCACCAGUCCCAAGAAUAAAACAUUAUUCUGAAUUAGUUGAAAAUUUACUUCAACAACAUUAUAUGGCUCCAUUAUCCUAUGUUGAUCGCAUGCGCGCUGAACGAGAAUUCAAAUUGGUUAAGUCUAUUCGACAUAAAGCACAACAUGCGAAACUUAUUAUACGUAUCUGCGAUAAAGGUGGUGGUUUUCAUAUUGGUAGCAAAAGUGAUUAUGAAAGAAAAGCAGCUAAAUAUCGUGAAGAUACAAAAGCCUAUCAAGAAUUAUCAUAUAAUCCAUUGAAGGAAAUAUUCACUAAUGUAAAAAAUGCACUUGACGUUCUCAAGAAUAAUAAGCAAUUAACACUCAAGGACUAUAAUCGUCUAAUGCCGAAAGGGGAUCAAGUCAAAUUAUCUUACAUGUAUUUUAAUCCAAAACCACAUAAGGAAGGAACACCAUUACGACCUAUUUUGAAUACUAUUAAAUCAGUAACCAGAUCUAUCUCUGAUUUCUUAAAUGAAUUGAUUCAACCUAUCUAUGAUCAAUAUAAUAAAGAGAAUACAAUUACUGAUGGUGUAAAUCUUAUCAAACGUGUCGAAAAAUAUGCUGCUGAUGGUUAUCUUAAACCGUCGACUCUUUUCUGUACUUUUGAUAUCAAUAACUUGUAUACCAUGUUGCCACAAGAUGAAUCCAUUCGAAUUCUAGGUGAAUUUCUUCAUACAUAUGUUGGUAAAAGAGUUAAAAAUAUCUCGGUUGAGACUAUUCAAAAAUUGGCCGAAAUUGUUGUCAAAGAAAAUGCUUUUGUUUACGAUCAUAAAUUCUACCGACAGAUUAUUGGUGGUGCGAUGGGUUCUCCAUUUACAUUAACUCUAGCCAAUAUAUUUAUGUGGCAUUGGGAACAACGUUGGAUUCGACGACAAAAUAGUAAGAAAGAAAUCUAUGGCCGAUAUAUUGAUGAUGUCUUCUUUACAUCGAAUGAAUCCAUUGAAAUAGUUCAACAAUUAUUACAGGAUGCCAAUGGAUGGCAUCCAAAUAUAAAAUUAGAAUCGAAUAUUGGAAAGAGUGUUUCAUUUUUGGAUGUACUCUUGACUAAUACUAAUGGAACUCUUCAUACAUCUGUUUAUCAUAAACCAUCAGCUGAACCAUAUGUUGUUCCAUUUCUUUCGGAUCAUCCACGAUAUACAUUUCCAAAUAUUAUACAAACAGCACUUGUUCGAGCGAUCCGAUAUUCAUCAAACUUCGAAGCUUUUAAUAUUGAACGACGUGGUGUCAGAUUGAUGUUAUUAUUUAAUGGUUAUCCAACCGGAUAUAUUGAUAGAGAAUUUCGGAAAAUCUUAGGAAAUUACAUAUCAUCAAAUUCAAUUCUACCAACAAUUGAAAACGAAGAAAAAUUUAUUGAAUUACGCAAAGAAUAUAUGAAUCAACCAACUGCUCGAUCUUCUCAAAUCGAAGCACGUAUUACACAAUUCAAAGAAAACAAUGAAGAAUCUCAUAUGGAACAACCUGUUCAAACAAGAACAACCGAUACAAAAAAAUCGAAAAACAACAGUUUUCGUGACGCAAUGAUUAUACACUAUACACAUGAAAUGCGAUUUUCCACUAUGAAAAAAGAUAUGCAUAAGAUUUUUCGUGAAGCUUUUGAAGGUUAUGGUUUAGAAGCUGUUCGAUUGAUUGUGGGUUAUCGAAAUCAUCCGAAUUCUGAACGUGAAUUAGCACGUAAACGACCACCUCUCAAAUAUCUUACAUUAAAACAACAGCAAAAAUCGACAUCAAAAACUGAAUCCAAUACAUAA
This is a messenger RNA of Rotaria sordida, 3477 nucleotides long. The record is from the annotation of a GenBank genome assembly. NCBI's taxonomy places the organism in Eukaryota, Metazoa, Rotifera, Eurotatoria, Philodinida, Philodinidae.